Molecule: messenger RNA, 6067 nt
Organism: Myripristis murdjan (pinecone soldierfish)
Lineage: Eukaryota; Metazoa; Chordata; Actinopteri; Holocentriformes; Holocentridae
Gene: adgrl1a
Product: adhesion G protein-coupled receptor L1a
Exons: 25
Coding region: 22-4584 (1520 amino acids)
Biological process (GO): cell surface receptor signaling pathway; adenylate cyclase-activating G protein-coupled receptor signaling pathway; heterophilic cell-cell adhesion
Cellular component (GO): axon; plasma membrane; presynaptic membrane
Molecular function (GO): latrotoxin receptor activity; carbohydrate binding; G protein-coupled receptor activity
Source: RefSeq, a predicted model, not a curated record
CCCCCUUGGUCAGUCUUCAGGAUGGCUCUCGCAGUCUGGCUCAUCUUCACCUGUGCUGUGGUUUUCAGCAACAUUGCUCCGUCGUCUCAAGCCCUGAGUCGGUCAGCAAUGCCCUUUGGCUUGAUGCGUCGAGAGCUGGCAUGCGAGGGUUACCCAAUCGAGCUUCGCUGCCCAGGAAGUGAUGUCAUCAUGAUUGAGACGGCCAACUACGGCCGCACUGAUGACAAGAUCUGCGACGCAGACCCCUUCCAGAUGGAGAAUGUGCAGUGUUACCUGCCUGAUGCCUUCAAGAUCAUGUCACAGAGGUGUAACAACCGCACCCAGUGUGUGGUGGUGGCGGGGUCGGAUGUGUUCCCGGACCCCUGCCCAGGGACCUACAAGUACCUGGAGAUCCAGUAUGAGUGUGUCCCCUACAAAGUGGAUCAAAAAGUCUUUGUGUGUCCGGGGACGCUGCUGCGUGUGCAGGCGGCCAGCUCUCUGCAGGAGGCGGAGCAUCAGUCGGGGGCGUGGUGUAAGGACCCUCUGCAGUCAGGGGACCGCCUGUACGUCAUGCCCUGGACCCCCUAUCGCACCGACAUGCUGUACGAGUACGCCUCCUGGGAGGACUUCAAACAGAACCGAGCCACCACCACCUACAAGUUGCCGAACCGAGUCGACGGCACGGGCUUCGUCGUGUACGAUGGUGCAGUGUUUUAUAACAAGGAACGCACGCGCAACAUAGUAAAAUAUGACCUGCGGACACGCAUCAAGAGCGGCGAGGCCAUCAUCACUAACGCCAACUACCAUGACACUUCGCCCUACCGCUGGGGAGGAAAAUCAGACAUCGACCUGGCCGUGGAUGAGAACGGCCUCUGGGUCAUCUACGCCACCGAGGCCAACAACGGACGACUGGUGGUCAGCCAGGUGAACCCGUACACCUUGCGCUUUGAGGGCACCUGGGAGACCAGCUUCGACAAGAGGCUGGCCUCCAACGCCUUCAUGGCAUGUGGGGUGCUGUACGCAGUGCGCUCUGUGUACCAGGAUGACGACAGCGAGGCGGGCGGCGACCUGGUGCUGUAUGCCUACAACACCAACCGUGCCCGCGAAGAGCCCGUCCACAUUCCCUUCCCCAACCCUUAUCAGUACGUUUCCUCUGUGGACUACAACCCUCGAGACAACCAGCUUUAUGUGUGGAACAAUUAUAAUGUGCUGCGCUACCCACUGGAGUUUGGACCGCCAGACCCCACCACGGGCCCUCUGACCACCACCCAAGUGACCACCACUAUUCCAGCCAGGCCAUUCACCUCCAGUGCCAGCCCCGCCACCGCCCGCCCUCUAGCCCCUACCUCACGCCCCAUUGGCUCUAUCAACAAGGGCCCUGACCUGCGACCAAUCACGGCCACCGUGCCUGUGACUCGCCGACCGCCGCGCCCUCCUCAAGGCCCUGUGCCCCGCUUUUGUGAAGCCAGGGUGGCUCGGGGCGUCCAGUGGCCCGCCACACAGAGAGGAGAAACAGUAGACCGCCCCUGUCCCAAAGGAUCUUUAGGUAUUGCUUCGUUCCAGUGCUUGGCGGAGCAGGUCAUGUGGAACCCGCGGGGUCCUGACCUGAGUAACUGCACCUCCCCCUGGGUCAACCAGGUGGCCCAGAAGAUAAAGAGUGGUGAGAAUGCUGCCAACAUAGCUGGUGAGCUGGUGAACCACACACGGGGUCGUAUCCACGCCGGAGAUGUCAGCUCAUCUGUGCGACUAAUGGAGCAGCUGCUGGACAUACUGGACGCCCAGCUACAAGCCCUGAGGCCUGGCAACAAGGAGUCGGCUGCACGCAACUAUAAUAAGCUUCAGAAGCGAGAGCGGACCUGUCGGGCCUACAUCCAGGCGGUGGUACAGACAGUGGACAACCUGCUGCGUCCUGAGGCUCUGGAGUCGUGGCAGGACAUGAACAACACAGAGCAGGCCCAUACCGCCACUAUGCUGCUGGACGUCCUCGAAAAAGGAGCUUUCCUGCUGGCAAACAACAUGUACGGGAGCCGCUUUUCGGACCGAGCCCCCAACAUUGAUCUCGAGGUACAUGUGCUGAACACAGAGAUGGACCUGCAGGACUUGUCCUUCCCACAGAACUACGCCAGUGACAGCACCAUCCAGCUCUCAGCCUCCACAGUGAAACAGUACAGUCGCAACGGCCAAGUGAAGGUGGUGUUUGUCCUGUAUAAGAAUCUGGGUUCUUUCCUCUCCACUGAGAAUGCCACCGUGAAGAUGGAACUGGAGGCGGUGCCAGGUCAAGAUGGGCGGGUCCUGGCGGUGAACUCCCAUGUCAUCGCCGCCUCCAUCAAUAAGGAGUCCAGCCGAGUGUUCCUCACUGAGCCGGUGGUCUUCACACUCAAACACCUGCAGUUGGAGAAUCAUUACAGCCCCAACUGCUCCUUCUGGAAUUACUCUGAGCGCUCCAUGACGGGCCAGUGGUCGUCGCAGGGCUGCAGGCUGCUGGACACCAACAGCACACACACCACCUGCUCCUGCAGCCACCUCACCAACUUCGCUGUGCUCAUGGCUCACCACGAGCCCGACUACCCGGGACGAAUGCAUGAGCUGAUCCUGUUUGUGAUCACCUGGGUGGGGAUUGUCAUCUCCCUCGUGUGUCUGGCCAUCUGCAUCUCCACCUUUUGCUUCUUGCGGGGCCUGCAGACUGACCGCAACACAAUCCACAAGAACCUCUGCAUCAACCUCUUCAUCGCCGAGCUGCUCUUCCUCAUCGGCAUUGACAAGACACAGUACCAUAUCGCCUGUCCCAUCUUUGCCGGGCUUCUGCAUUUCUUCUUCUUGGCUGCCUUCUCCUGGAUGUGUCUGGAGGGCGUGCAACUCUAUCUCAUGCUGGUGGAGGUGUUUGAGAGCGAGUACUCCCGCAAAAAGUACUACUAUCUGUGCGGCUACUGCUUCCCCGCACUGGUGGUGGGCAUCUCCGCGGCCAUAGACUACAGGAGCUAUGGGACCAAGAAAGCAUGCUGGCUGCGAGUGGAUAACUAUUUCAUCUGGAGCUUCAUUGGACCUGUUUCAUUUGUUAUUAUGCUCAACCUUGUUUUCCUCAUGAUCACUCUACACAAGAUGAUCCGCAACUCCUCAGCACUCAAACCUGACUCCAGCCGCCUGGAUAACAUUAAAUCAUGGGCUCUGGGAGCCAUCACCCUGCUGUUCCUGCUAGGGCUGACAUGGGCCUUUGGUCUCCUUUUUAUCAAUGAGAACACAGUCAUUAUGGCCUACCUCUUCACCACCUUCAAUGCCUUCCAGGGCAUGUUCAUCUUCAUAUUCCACUGUGCCCUGCAGAAGAAGGUCCAUAAGGAGUACAGUAAGUGUCUGCGUCACUCCUACUGCUGCAGCCGCACCUCCACCACCAGCUCCCACGGCUCCCUGAAGAACUCGGCCCUGCGAGCCAACAAUCGCUACUACAGCGGCAGCCAAAGUCGAAUCCGCAGGAUGUGGAAUGACACGGUUCGGAAGCAGACGGAAUCUUCUUUCAUGGCAGGAGAUAUCAACAGCACCCCGACACUCAACCGCGCAACCAUGGGCAACCACCUCCUGGCGAACCCAGUAUUACAGACUCGCACCGGUACCUCUCCGUACAACACUCUGCUGGCUGAGAGCUUCACUCCGCCCUCACCUGGGGUUUUCAACUCCACCGGAACCUUCCGUGACCCAAAGAGCACACUAUCUAAGGCACGUGACCCCUGUGGGAUGGAGACUCUGCCCCUGAAUGGAAACUUCAACAACAGCUACUCUCUGCGCAGUGGGCCGGGUGGUGGCGGCAGCUGUGACUUCUUGGGCAGCGGGGGUGGAGACAGCCCCCCUCCUCUGCUCAAUCCCCGCGGCUCCGAGACUCUGGGAGGUGGAGGCAUACGAAGAAACCUCUCUGAUGCGGCGGCCUUCGAGAAGAUGAUCAUCUCUGAGCUUGUGCACAACAACUUGAGGGGCAGUGGUGCCGGAGUUGGAGGAGGAAGUGGAGGAGGUGGCGCAGACAGGGUAUGCGGCAGCCUAGCAAGGGGUCGUCCACAUGGUGGGGUUGGGCGGGGGGCGGCGGGAGUCGGGCCGGAGCCGUCAAUGAGCAUGGAUGAAGAUGACGACUUCCUUAGGGAGAGAGAGGGUCGCCAGCGCACGCCACAGGAUGUAGAGCUGCUUUAUAAAGCCUUGGAGGAGCCCCUGCUGCUGCAGCGUGCCCAGUCGGUCCUCUACCAGAGUGAUCCGGAGGAGUCGGAGAGCUACACAGCCGACCUCACCGAGAGCCUGGGCCACAGCGGCCACAGUGCUGGCGGGCAAGGAGGCAGCGGAGCACCUGACUCCCCCGCCCGGGACUCCCUGUACACCAGCAUCACCAACCUGCGAGACUCACCAUACCCGGACAGCAGUCCCGAGCCCCUGGAGGUGGUGCCCCGCUCGGCCCAGCCCCCUGAGGAGCUGUACUACAGCUCCGGGAGGCCCGCCCUGGGCUCCCGCGGAGCCCCCAUGCAGACCUUCUACCAGGCCCCACCCCGCAGACCAAGUGGGGAGGGACACCCUGCCCAGGAGCCUGCCCACAGCGAGGGAGAUGGACAGAUGCAGCUGGUCACCAGCCUGUGACUGGAGCCUGGAGGAUGAGGGUGGGGACCCAUGUGAUGAGAGAGCCAGAGCAGCCUCCUAGCCCGCUCUCGCACUCGCUUCUCUCCACUUCCUGCUUGUUUGGUUGCCUUUCUUUCUCUCAAUUUUUAUUUAUCUGACAGAUGAGCACACAGAGUGACCUUCAGGGGGAGUUGUGGCUGACUCCACAGAAGUAGCCACUGUCUUUGACCUUCCCCUGUCGUAUGGAGAUGAGUGAUGGGUGGUUUUCUCCAGAGCAUUCAUCCACUCUCUCCGACCCUGGUACUCCCCAAUCCCCUUGGUACCCUAAGGCCAAGUCCAGCACUCUGAAUGUACCUAUCCACCCCCUUUACCUUCAGAUAUUCAAAACUUUAAAACUUUGGUAAAGUUUUUAUGUAAUUUCUCUUCAGACCUGCCUCCGGAGAUGGGAAUAUCAUUUUAUAAUUCCUCUAUUCUCUCUUCUCCUCUAUAUUUACAUUUCCCAUUCUUACCCUCCAUAGGUCUUUUUUUGAGUCAUCAUCCAAUAGGAGUAGUUAGCUGUGGAGACAGGGAAUAUAAUACACCAUUAUACCCUAAAAAAGUCUAACAGAAAGCUCUUCAGUGUUGCCAAAAAUACCUUUUUUUAAGCCAGAACAAAAACUGGAACAUUCACCAGGCACAUGCACACACUCACUCGCACUCACUCGCUCGCACACUCACACACUCGCGCACACAUACACACACACACACACACACACACACACACACACACACACACACACACACACAUACAGUAACACACACUCACUCAUACAGAAGUGCUCAUUACUGAACAUCAAAAAUGAAAACAGCACUCCAUCCAAGUAAAAAGGGAGCAAGAACUAUUGUUCCAAGCAGGCAGUGGGAGCUGCUUCAGUGUAGUUGCCUUCAUUUUCUCUUGCUGUGAACCAACGACGAUGUACAGAAGUGGAGUAGAGGCAGAGACGGAGACUGAGGAGGUGCUGAGCCGCCCCUCCAGAGCUGGAGAAUAUUAUUGUCAGCCUACACCCAGAAGACUGGCCAAUCCUCUCUACUCUUCUCCCUCUCUGGUUGUUUUCUUAAGGCAUUUGAAAAAUAAAUGACUGCCUCACUAUCUUUGGAAGAGAGUAUCUAUCUUGUUGACUUUGUGUCUGCAUCCUCUUGGGGCUGUGAGAGCGGACUGGCGUUGCCCCCUCCGUACUGUGCUAUUACAGUAGAUCCUAGCCAGUGGAAGUGGACAUGUUUCCUGUAUGUGGUUGUGACAAACACACUGUAAAUGUUGCAAUCGAAUUGGCCGGCCGAUUGGUCUAACUCUGUACAUAGGAACCACACACAGCGAAAUGACUUUAUUCCUACUAUGUAAAUAGAGAAACCAGACGAUCAAAAGCAACAAAAAAAGUAACAAAUACUAUGAAAAAUGACUUCUUGUACUGCAACAAACUGACAAAAGAAAAAAUAAAAUGUUUUGGAGUUUGUGACCUGAAUGAUA